AUGCCGGGUAUCGUCUCAAUCAAAACUCCGGCGGACGCGCCGCCGUUGCGCGUCGCCGUGCCGGAGACUCAGCUCCUCCCACCCGAACCCGCGAACCCGCCCCGGACUCCGAUCAAGAAGCCACCGUCCCCAUCUCCAACCCCAUCCCGAUCCAAACCCUCCCCCGGUCGACCCGGGAAAAAGCAACCCGGCUCGCCGAGUCUAUCCUCCGCCGCCGCCGCGGCCGACGAUCCGUCCCUCGACAACCCGGAUCUUGGCCCGUUCCUCCUAAAGCUCGCCCGCGACGCCAUCGCCUCCGGCGAAGGACCCAACAAAGCCCUAGACUACGCGAUCCGCGCCACCAAGUCGUUUGAGCGCUGCUACGCGGCCGCUGCGCCCGCGGUCCCCGGCGGUGGAGACGGCGGACCCGUCCUCGACCUCGCCAUGAGCCUCCACGUGCUCGCCGCCAUCUACUGCAGCCUCGGCCGGUUCGAGGAGGCGGUCCCACCGCUGGAGCGGGCCAUCCAGGUUCCCGAUCCGACCCGAGGAUCCGACCAUGCUCUGGCGGCGUUUUCCGGCCACAUGCAGCUCGGAGAUACGUUCUCGAUGUUGGGUCAGAUCGAUCGAUCCAUCGCUUCCUACGAGGAAGGGUUGAAGAUCCAGAUCCAGACCCUGGGUGAUACGGAUCCACGAGUAGGAGAAACUUGCAGGUACUUAGCAGAAGCUUAUGUUCAGGCAAUGCAGUUCGAUAAAGCAGAGGAGUUGUGCAAGAGGACUCUUGAAAUCCACCGGGCACAUAGCGAGCCGGCCUCUCUGGAGGAGGCGGCUGACCGGAGGCUCAUGGCCAUCAUUUGUGAGGCCAAAGGAGAUUACGAAAAUGCCCUUGAACACCUCGUCCUCUCCAGCAUGGCCAUGAUCGCCAACGGACAAGAAUCUGAGGUUGCCUCCAUUGAUGUCAGCAUCGGGAACAUGUACAUGGCGCUUUGCCGGUUUGAUGAGGCUGUUUUCUCGUACCAGAAGGCUCUUACUGUGUUCAAGUCCUCUAAAGGUGAGAACCAUCCAUUGGUAGCUUCUGUAUUUGUCAGGUUGGCUGAGCUAUACCACAGGACAGGGAAACUACGCGAGUCCAAGUCCUACUGCGAGAAUGCAUUGAGGAUAUACAACAAGCCGGUUCCUGGCACGACUGUGGAGGAAAUUUCCGGUGGAUUGACAGAGAUUUCAGCGAUCUACGAGUCAGUGGAUGAACCCGAGGAGGCAUUGAAGCUGCUUCAGAAAGCAAUGAAGUUGCUCGAGGAUAAACCAGGACAGCAGAGCACCAUUGCAGGGCUAGAGGCUAGGAUGGGAGUGAUGUAUUACAUGUUGGGAAGGUACGAGGAUUCGAGGAAUGCAUUUGAGAGCGCAGUGAUGAAGCUAAGGGCGGCAGGGGAGAGGAGAUCUGCAUUCUUCGGGGUGGUAUUAAACCAGAUGGGAUUGGCCUCCGUUCAGCUCUUCAAGAUCGAUGAGGCUGCUGAACUGUUUGAAGAAUCCAAAUCAAUCCUUGAAAGUGAAAGAGGGUCAUGCGAUCAGGACACCCUCGGUGUUUACAGCAAUCUCGCUGCCACCUACGACGCCAUGGGAAGGAUAGAGAAGGCAAUUGAGAUGCUGGAGCAGGUGGUGAAGGUGAGGGAAGAGAAGCUGGGGAUAGCGAAUCCAGACUUCGAGGAAGAGAAGAGGAGAUUGGCGGAGCUUCUGAAGGAGGCCGGAAGGUCCAGAAACCGCAAAGCCAAAUCCCUUCAGAAUCUGAUCGAUCCGAACGCCCCCCGACCCGCCAAGAAAGACUCUUCCUCCGCCAAGAGAUGGCCCUCUCUCGGGUUCAAGUUCUGACUGAUAUUCACACGACAUGCGUCGCAAUUCCACACACACGCAUAUAUAUAUAUAUAUAUAUAUAUAUAUCUUAUCAUAUGAUUGCGCCUUUUUCGGACGCUGUAGCAUGAAAUGGGCCUCUCUGAUUGUAUGUACAGUGUCUGUUUAUUUGGGGUUUGUUGUAGCAUUUGUCAAGCUGGUGGUCCUUGUUGAGUUUUGUGAGAAUCUCGAGUUUCUAAUUCUUUUCUUUUUUUUCUUUUUCUCAAAUGAUUUUCACCUUCAUCUGUUUCAUUUAACGUUUCUUUUU
Tarenaya hassleriana is the source of this 2128-nucleotide messenger RNA. RefSeq names its product kinesin light chain-like. The transcript has 4 exons. Bases 1 to 1842 code for a protein of 613 amino acids. Gene Ontology annotation, molecular function: protein binding. NCBI's taxonomy places the organism in Eukaryota, Viridiplantae, Streptophyta, Magnoliopsida, Brassicales, Cleomaceae. The record is from RefSeq and is a predicted model, not a curated record.